CAAGAUUUUAAAAUAUAAAUUUUCGAAAAUAUUUUACCCGGAGUAAAUUAUUGAAAUUUAAUAUAUUAUUUUUUAUAUCAAAAAAUAUAUAUAUUAAAAUGUCGAGAGAGUCCGGUAGAAGGUCCGUGGAUAUGGGCGCCGUGAACCGAAGAGGCAAAGCUAAAGCCACCUCUGACAGUUCGACCUCACGCGUUUCUCGAGGAAGACACUCUGUCUCUUCCUUUCCUACUAUCCUCGAUCACUUAAUCGGGGACGCUAUGACGGAUGAAGAAUUCGAGCAGAUUUAUUCUGGUAGAGGGGACGCAAAUCUCCCCACUCUUGAUAGUGUAUUCGAAGAUAUUGAUGAAGCAAAUCUGGAUAAUCUGGACGGAGACGAGGAGCCUACAACGGAGAGCAACGACGUCGACCUGGAGGCAGGUGAGCCCGAGACCUCUCGAGGUCCGGACAAAGGUAAAAAAAAUAUAAAUCAGAUUUAUUCGUUUAUCAUUUUGACAAAGACACAAAAAAUGACGUAGUUUCUGGUACUUGUAAACAUUGCGGGACCGUCAUAAAAAUGGGAGUUUCCGGCGGUUAUGGCGGUCCGGAAAAACACCUUAGGUCGAGGCAUCCCGUGGAGUUCGCCAAAUACGAGGCAAAGAAGAAGGGACGACAAGAAGUGCAAACCCAAAUUUCUCGGUUUGCUAACAGAGGUAAGGGCGGCCUUUUUGCUUAUAGCGACGAGCAAAAUAAGCAAAAAAUGGCCGAAAUGAUUUGUGAAUAAAAUUUGCCAUACAUG
Molecule: messenger RNA, 775 nt
Organism: Cuscuta campestris
Lineage: Eukaryota; Viridiplantae; Streptophyta; Magnoliopsida; Solanales; Convolvulaceae
Source: the annotation of a GenBank genome assembly